UUCCAUCAUGUGAUAAUGAUCAGAAGGUUUCACACCAGAGUAACACCACAGAUUUUAAUAGAGUUGAUACUCAUCUAACCAUGAAGACUACAGUGUUGUAUGCGCUGCUCCUCUGUAGCCUCGCCUGCUGCAUUCACGCCGGACCAGAUGAAUGGACUAUAACUGGAAAACCAUCUCCAGGCCAUGAGGUGAAGCUCACCUUUGCAAUCAAGCAGCACAACCCGGACUGGCUCAAAGACAAACUCAAAGCUGUGUCCUACCCAGACUCUCCACACUACACUGACUACAUGAACUUUGACGAGAUUGCUCAGUACGUGUAUGGAGAACCAGAAUCUGUGAAAGUCGUCACUGAAGCUUUGGAGUCGAUGGGAGCAAGCAAAAUUGAUUUUACUAUCGGACGAGAUUUCGUUGUCGCCUUGGUUCCUUUUGAAAAUGUUGAGCAAUAUUUUAAUACUCAAUUGCUCGAAUUUGAAAGCACGACUGAUGGAUCAAAGAUUGUAACUUCUUUCCACCACGUUGUUCCAGUCUCUCUGAAAGAGCAUGUUGAUUUUCUAUCAGGACUAACCUUACUGGAAUCGGGAACUAAUUACAAAGAACGUAAACCACAACAAGGUGCACCGAAAACUGGCGUUAGCGUGACACCUAAAUCCAUUGACAAGGACUACAAUAUUUCAGGCUAUACCUCUUCUAACGCUAAUAAUUCACAAGCUAUUGCAGCAUUCCUAAAACAGUAUUUCGAUGCUUCCGAUUUGCAGACAUUUCAGAAGAGAUUUGAUAUUCCUGCAAAACCAAUUGCAAAGAUUGUUGGAAAAGACAGGCCUACAAACCCAGGCAUUGAGGCCAACCUCGAUGUGCAGUACAUCAGUGCUACUGGUAGAAACGUUGACACUUGGUUUAUUUCAGUUUCCACCUAUUCCAACAAUAAGCAAGAAGAUUUUCUUUCCUGGAUUGUCAGUCAAGUCAACACUACUAGCUCCCCCUGGGUCCAUUCAGCAAGUUAUGGAGAUGACGAAUCCUCCAUUGCCACUGAUUAUCUAACCCGAGUGGACGCUGAAUUCAUGAAGUUUGGAAUAUCCGGUCGCACGGUUUUAUUAGCUACUGGUGACAGUGGAGUUGAAUGUAAUGGUGCUCAAAUGUUCACCCCUAACUGGCCCACUAGUAGUCCGUACAUCACUGCGGUCGGAGGAACGAUCAGUCUUGAUACAGUAUGGUCAUCUGGUGGAGGUGGAUUCUCAAACUAUUUCGGAAUGCCAGACUAUCAAAAAGAUGCAGUUAAAGCUUAUUUGGACAGUGGAAAGGGACCUUCUGUAUCACAUUUUAAUGUCAGCGGACGCGCAUAUCCCGAUGUUAGUGCAUUUGCAGUCAACUUUGAGGUAAUUGAGUACGGGCAGGCGAUACCAGUUGGUGGUACUAGCUGUGCAGCUCCCACUGUGGCUGGGAUUAUCUCGAUUCUUAACGAUGUUCGACUCAACAAAGGACAAAAAACACUCGGUUUCCUCAACCCGUUACUGUACAUGACUCUCAAAGGAAAUGGAUUUUUUGAUAUUGUCAACGGUAACAACGGCAACGGCGUGUGCAGGGGAUUUGAGGCUGUCAAAGGUUGGGACCCAGCUUCUGGAUGGGGAAGCCCCAAUUUUGGGCUAUUGAAAGGACUUGUUUAAGAUUGGCUGCUGCUGUUGAAGCAUGAUUAAUAACUUAAUUUGCUGAAAAUGACAUUGUAUUGCCAUAAUAACUUUUUUACUGAUGUGUAUUUAUAUAUUAAUUUUGUAUGUUUGUUUGAAUUAUGCUCAUUAGUUUAUUUACUGUCA
Messenger RNA from Halichondria panicea, 1808 nucleotides. Its product is annotated as tripeptidyl-peptidase 1-like. Gene Ontology annotation, biological process: proteolysis; central nervous system development. Gene Ontology annotation, molecular function: serine-type endopeptidase activity; tripeptidyl-peptidase activity. NCBI's taxonomy places the organism in Eukaryota, Metazoa, Porifera, Demospongiae, Suberitida, Halichondriidae. The record is from RefSeq and is a predicted model, not a curated record. The transcript has a single exon. The coding region runs from base 81 to 1661 and encodes 526 amino acids.